Amorphotheca resinae ATCC 22711 is the source of this 2711-nucleotide messenger RNA. RefSeq lists its product as hypothetical. Gene Ontology annotation, molecular function: potassium ion leak channel activity. The transcript is spliced from 4 exons. Gene Ontology annotation, cellular component: membrane. The record is from RefSeq and is a predicted model, not a curated record. The coding region runs from base 186 to 2711 and encodes 841 amino acids. Lineage: Eukaryota; Fungi; Ascomycota; Leotiomycetes; Helotiales; Amorphothecaceae. Gene Ontology annotation, biological process: potassium ion transmembrane transport; stabilization of membrane potential.
AUCUAUACCUCUUAUAGCUGAAUGUGUUGCUCCGGAUCUCCAUUAGCUGCGGCGCCUCUCUUUGAAUCCCCAGAGCGGGAGACCGCAUCCAGGGGACAACUGCACAGAGAUCUCGAGGCCACGUUCGACAACCGGCCUUGUAUUGGGACCAUCAUGCAUGCCGCACAGGGACAUCGAUAACCAGCAUGGCGGAAACUCCUGCGCGUAGGGGGCGCGGACGACCUCUGACGACGAGGACGAGGAGCAGUCUCUUCUCCCUCCGGCUCGAGAAGACGGAGACUAUGCUCAAGAUUGGGAAGCUGAAGUUGCGAGGAAAAACUGAUGAUCUGCCCCAAGACUGGUGGUUCGCAUCCACUGCGAUCCCCCUCCUUGCAGCCACGAUUGGCCCUUUCGCCAACGUCCUCUCGAUCGCCGCGCUGGUUUCGAAAUGGCGAGUCAACCUACCGAACAAUGGACAAUUGCCUGAGGGAACAGAUAAUGCUGGGGUGGACAUACCGGACCCGCGUUGGGAGAUUGUACUUAAUGCUAUAUCAUUGGGCUGUGGGUUCUUUGGCAACGUUUGUCUGUUGCUGAAUUUCACGAGGCGUAUAAGAUAUAUCGUCGCGUUGCCGCUCACCAUUAUCUCGUGGUAUUUUGCUACUGGUAUUCUCACUGGAAUCAUUGUGGCCAUGAAUGCGCACGAUCCGCCUAUCAGACCCGGUCAGACCUAUUCACAAGGGUUCUGGUAUGCUAUCAUCGCCUCAUGUCUCUAUAUGUUCGGAUCCAUGAUUCUGAUGAUCAAUAUGCUUGGCUAUUUCCUGGGCCAUUACCCGCAGCAUUUUGACCUUGAUGAUGACCAGCGUACCCUGAUCUUGCAAACCAUGAUGUUCUUCUUCUGGCUUGCAGGUGGAGCGGGAGUCUUCUCUAAGGUCUGCGGCUUUAGCUAUGCCGAUGCCCUCUACUUCUGCGAUGUCACGGUCCUGACAGUCGGCUUUGGCGAUCUUGUUCCGCCUAAUGACACUGGUCGAGGACUGAUCUUUCCAUAUUCUGUCUUCGGUAUCAUCUUCCUAGGUCUCAUGAUUAACAGUAUCCGAAAAUUUACUGUUGGCCUAUCGAAGGUCAAUAUCAUCAAGAGGCACCAGCUCAGGGAUCGAGAGCGAACAGUCAGUCGCUCUGUUACGAGUGAGAAGGAACUACGAGAGCGCCUUGGACUACCUCCGCCGCGCGACUCGGAUGUUCCACGGCCAUCGAGUGCCCAAAAGUCGUCAGCUGCUCGAAGAGCGUCUCUAGAACGGUACGGACAUUUUAGAAUCCAUGGACGAACAAUUACAUUUCGUGAGCAUAAGAUGAAAGGGGCCGGGAGACGAACUAGUGCCGGCAGAGUUCACAAGUCAAAGGCACAUACGAACAAUCGUGCCAUUCUGAGAGAGAGGGCCUCCCGAAGAACCUCACGAACCAGGUAUACGAGUCGACAUAAGAAGCUGAUCCUCCUUAGAGAAGACAAGGACAGGUUUGAUACGAUGCGCCAGAUCCAGGCUAAUACGACCAAGUUCAAGCAAUUCUACGCCCUAUCUAUCUCGGUCGGUGCAUUUGGGAUCCUCUGGUGCGUCGGUGCGUUGGUAUUCAUGUUCGCCGAGCGUCGGAUUCAAAAUCUGUCGUACUUCGAAGCCUUGUAUUUUUGCUAUGUCUCCCUGCUCACAGUUGGCUACGGCGACUUCAGCCCCAAGUCCAAUGCCGGUAAACCAUUCUUUGUAGUUUGGUCGUUGAUUGCGGUCCCUACCAUGACAUUUCUGGUCUCGGAUUUGAGUGACACCGUUGUCUCUGCCAUUAAUCGUGGGACCUUCACCCUAGCGGAUUGGACAGUGAUGCCGAAGGCAGGAGUUUAUCAUGAUUUUCUUGAAAGACAUCCCGGAGCGAAAGACUGGCUAGAACGCAAGAUAAAGGAGCGUGAAGCCAAAAAUCGAAUCGAGCACGGGUUUGGUCUCCAGGACCCUGACGAAGAAGCCGGAGCCAAUGAGUCUGGAGGAGGGGACUCGCCGGGAGAAGAUGGAUACGGAUCAACACUUGAAAAUCUCGCAGACGCGCCUGCAAUCAUGACAGAUCAUGAACUCGCAAGGAGAUUAGCGUUGGCAAUCAAGAGGACGGCGAAGGAUCUGAGGCUGCCUCGCCCGAAGAAAUACAGUUAUGAGGAAUGGGUAGAGUUUACAAGACUGAUCCGGUUCAGUAGCAAGAGCCCAGACGAGGUGGAGAAGGACGAGGACCAAGAGGGGUUGAUGGACUGGGACUGGAUUGGUGAGGACAGUCCCAUGUUGGCAGAUGUUAGUGAGAGCGAGUGGGUGCUCGACCGGCUUUGCGAGAGCCUGAAUCGAUAUACUCGUCGGCAGGAUCGCGAGAGAGAGCCCGACUCAGCCAUCGCGGUCGAUUCCCCUAUUCAGGCCAAUGAAAAUAGCAAGACCCACCUCAGGAGGCAGCACAGUGCACAAAUAUAUCCCUACCCUGCACAUGUUGGACCCCGCUCACUCGCGCUGCGGAAUUCCCGCUCACUUAGUCCGGAAUUCCAGAGGGGAUUCCAUGAGACAGUCAGGAGGAUACCUAAGGAUUCAGCGAAAGAUGAGAAGCCGCAGUUUAGUGACGAGGAGCAUGAGGAAAGGGAGGAAAAGGAAGGAAAGGAAGAAAAGAGAGAAAACGUAAAGGAUACGCCGAAUAGCGAAUCAGGAGCGGAAGGAAGCUGA